Perkinsus marinus ATCC 50983 is the source of this 750-nucleotide messenger RNA. RefSeq lists its product as hypothetical. The transcript has 6 exons. Bases 1 to 750 code for a protein of 249 amino acids. NCBI's taxonomy places the organism in Eukaryota, Perkinsozoa, Perkinsida, Perkinsidae. The record is from RefSeq and is a predicted model, not a curated record.
AUGGCGACAAUAGAAAAGCUCAAGCGUAUCAACACCGACCUGGCGGCUGAGAACGCCUCUUUCCGUAGUCGGCUCGAUGCACUCCGAUGUGAGGCUGAACACAAGAAGGAUUGCCUACGGCGGAGUGCCCACUAUGUGGUUGCAUUGAAGGAGGAACGGCGGGAAAAGGAGGACAAUAUUGUCAAGUUGGGAUCUCUAGUGGAAUCUCUGAACGCUGAUAAGAAGGAAUUAAAGGCGGCUGCUAGUCACGUACGUAGCGACAACGACAGGCUCGAGAGAAUCGUUCAGGAAUUGCGAGAAGAGAUCUCGGCGUUGAAGGCUCUUCGUGACGAAGGGGAUGAUCAAGUGAUUCGUUUGCAGCGAGAAGCAUUGGACUUCCAGCAGGAAGCGCGGGAUCUUCGAGGGACCCUAGCGCGUGUCCGAACAGCCCUGGACCAGUCGAGACGUGAGCGGGAUCACUGGAAGCAGCAGAGUUUAGAGGCGACUCAGCACUGCUCAGAAAUGGAUGAGCGAAUCGCUGAGUGCGGCAUAAAGAUUCGCUUGCUCGAGUAUAUGAUGUUCAGGUUGACCAUGAGGGUCAAAGCUCUCGAGCUCGAGAAUGCUCAGCUGCGCGGCCGUGGAGGAGGUCAGCUUCCCUCGGUUGAUGAGGGCGCCGUUGAUGAAGUCCGUGACGAUACCACCAGCGGAGAGGAUGAUACCGAGUGGUAUCAGCUUACUCAGCGGAUGGCAGCGAUCGCUGCUAGCUCCUGA